AUAAAAUUAUAUUGAUAAUCAAAUCAAAUGAAGUCGAUUAUAUUUAGUUUAAUUUUAUUUUUAUUAUUUGUAAAUUUAAAUAAAGCCAAUGAUAAUAGUAGUUGUACAGUUUAUAUAAAUAUUCAAUCACCCAAUACCAAACAACCAUGCGGUGAAACUAUAGAAACUGCUUGCCAAGAAUUUUUAACUGCAGUUCAGUCAUGUAAUACAACAGCAUUUAAUACAACAACCUAUUAUUUUUCACCAGCUACAUAUUCAUUCGAGGGUAUCGAUCCAUUUGGUUCAAUUGUAAAUAAAACUAUCAAUAUUAUUAAUCAAGAGUACUCUGUUGAUAAAGACACAUCAUAUACAUCAGUAAUAUUUGAUUUAAAGGGUGCAACCAAUUCAUUUUUCAAUGUACAGCACAAUUUAAUUAGUGAUAUUUCAAAUAUUAAUAUAACUGGUAUUACAUUCAUCAAUGGUUAUCAAGAGAGCCAAGCAUCCGUUUUUGUAAAUCAUGGCACAUAUGGCACUUACUCUUUCGAAAGUUGUGUAUUUGAAAAUAAUACAAUGAAAUCAGGCACCAAUGUUUCAAAUGGAGGAUCUUUUUCAGUUUUACAAUCAAGUUUAAACGAUGUCGUUCUUCAAGCUUCAACAUUAAAUAUAAAUAAAUGUACAUUCCAAAACACCUCCAAUAUGGGUGUUACUGGUGGAUUGUUUUAUAUUGACAAUAACGUUAGAGUUGUCUUAAAUAUCGAGGAAAGUUCAUUCACAAACAUCAAUGGUGACUAUGGUUCAAUUCUUUACAAUGGAAACAAACUUUUAUCUUCAACUAUUUCAAUUUCAAACACAGUAAUUAGUAAAUGUAUAGCUACCAAUUCGACGAUCUAUUUAGUAGGUUCAACACAGGUAUAUAAUGUUACUUUUUCAGAUAACACUGGUGGGGGUGUUGGCUUCCAAUUUACAUCUUCAAGUGCCGUUUCAACUUUAUUCUCAUACUGCAACUUUAUUGAUAACGUAAAUAUAACACCUAUAUAUUCCUUCAAGUCUGGUUUGGGUGUUUCACUUUAUAAAUGUGUUUUUUCAAAUAAUUAUUACAGCCAAACGGUCGAUAGAAACGGUGCUUUAACUCUAUCAGAUUCCACAGCCUCUGUUUCAUAUUGCCAAUUUUAUAAUAACUAUGCAAUUAAUGGUAGUUCAAUUUAUGCAACCAAUUUCCUCUACAACGAUCCUAUUUCAAUUUUUAAUUCAUCAUUUGUAUCCAAUACUGCACAAUAUGGUGGUGUUUUUAUUAGUCAAGGUGCUUUAUUUUUAAAAGAUAAUACUACCUUUGCAAACAACAUAGCUUCAUUUGGUUCAGCUAUAUCCUGUUUUGAUUCAACAAUUGUUUUUAAUCAAACUUCAAUCAUAACAUUUACAAAUAAUACAGACACAAAUGGCGGAAACAAUAGCAAUGGUUUAGGUUGUGGUUCAAAUAGUGGAUGUGUAAUUAAAGGAAAUAUCCCAAAUAAUAUUGAUACUAAAACAUGUGGAGUAGUUCCAGAUAAAAACGAAAAGCCAGGUCUUUCUGCUGGUAAAAAAGCUCUAAUUGCUAUUGCUAUAGUUGCCUUUGUUAUCAUUUUAAUCGUAGCACUAAUAUUCACCCUCAGAAAAAUAAAGCAACGUGGUGCUUAUAAACCAAUUGGUACCUCCAAUCAUUUUUAAAAAGUAUACUCUUUGAAAAUCCAACAAAUAAAUUAUAUUUUUAAUUUUUAAAAUU
Dictyostelium purpureum is the source of this 1738-nucleotide messenger RNA. RefSeq lists its product as uncharacterized. The record is from RefSeq and is a predicted model, not a curated record. Lineage: Eukaryota; Evosea; Eumycetozoa; Dictyosteliales; Dictyosteliaceae. The coding region runs from base 28 to 1683 and encodes 551 amino acids. The transcript has a single exon.